Molecule: messenger RNA, 2148 nt
Organism: Phyllostomus discolor (pale spear-nosed bat)
Lineage: Eukaryota; Metazoa; Chordata; Mammalia; Chiroptera; Phyllostomidae
Gene: PAICS
Product: phosphoribosylaminoimidazole carboxylase and phosphoribosylaminoimidazolesuccinocarboxamide synthase
Exons: 9
Coding region: 232-1509 (425 amino acids)
Biological process (GO): 'de novo' IMP biosynthetic process
Molecular function (GO): phosphoribosylaminoimidazolesuccinocarboxamide synthase activity
Source: RefSeq, a predicted model, not a curated record
GCGCGGCGGGAAUCCUGUGUAGAAGCGCUCGCUCUGGGAGUCGCAGUCCUCGCGGGUGGGCAGAGACCGCGUGGGUCUGCUGUGGUUAUUGACCAGAGCGCGCGCUCUAGGUUACUUCGCCCCGCCGGGGAAGUGUCUGUGGGCCGCGUCCCCCUCGCUUCGUCAGUCUCUCUGACCACUCCUCUUUUACAGAGUCCUAGCGCUACAGCUGGCCCCAGCCCACCCAGGAUAAUGGCGACAGCACAGGUACUGAACAUUGGUAAAAAACUUUAUGAGGGUAAAACAAAAGAAGUCUAUGAGUUGGUAGAUAGUCCUGGAAAAGUCCUCCUGCAGUCCAAGGACCAGAUUACAGCAGGAAAUGCAGCCAGAAAGAAUCACCUGGAAGGAAAAGCUGCGAUCUCAAAUAAAAUUACUAGUUGUAUUUUCCAGUUAUUACAGGAAGCAGGUAUCAAAACUGCUUUCACCAAAAAAUGUGGGGAGACAGCUUUCAUUGCACCAAAGUGUGAAAUGAUUCCAAUUGAAUGGGUUUGUAGAAGAAUAGCAACUGGUUCUUUCCUCAAAAGAAAUCCUGGUGUCAAGGAAGGGUACAAGUUUUACCCUCCUAAAGUGGAGAUGUUUUUUAAGGAUGAUGCCAAUAAUGAUCCACAGUGGUCUGAGGAGCAGCUCAUUGCUGCAAAAUUUUGCUUUGCUGGACUUGUCAUAGGCCAGACUGAGGUGGACAUCAUGAGUCAUGCUACACAGGCUAUUUUCGAGAUACUGGAGAAGUCCUGGUUGCCCCAGGACUGUACACUGGUUGAUAUGAAGAUUGAAUUUGGUGUUGAUGUCACCACCAAAGAAAUUGUUCUUGCUGAUGUUAUUGAUAAUGACUCUUGGAGACUCUGGCCAUCAGGAGAUCGAAGCCAACAGAAAGACAAACAGUCAUAUCGUGACCUCAAGGAAGUAACUCCCGAAGGGCUCCAGAUGGUUAAGAAAAAUUUUGAGUGGGUUGCUGAAAGAGUAGAGUUGCUUCUAAAACCAGAAAGUCAAUGCAGGGUUGUAGUGUUGAUGGGAUCGAUUUCUGAUAUCAGUCACAGUGAAAAAAUCAGGAGAGCUUGUGAAAAUUUUGGCAUUCCAUGUGAACUUCGAGUAACCUCUGCCCAUAAAGGACCAGAUGAAACUCUGAGGAUUAAAGCAGAGUAUGAAGGGGAUGGCAUUCCUACGGUAUUUGUGGCUGUGGCCGGCAGAAGCAAUGGUUUGGGACCAGUGAUGUCUGGUAACACUGCGUAUCCAGUUAUCAGCUGUCCUCCCCUCACUCCAGACUGGGGAGCUCAGGAUGUGUGGUCUUCUCUUCGACUACCUAGUGGUCUUGGCUGUUCAACCAUACUUUCUCCAGAAGGAUCAGCUCAGUUUGCAGCUCAGAUAUUUGGAUUAAACAACCACUUGGUGUGGGCCAAACUUCGAGCAAGCAUAUUGAACACGUGGAUUUCCCUGAAGCAGGCUGACAAGAAAAUCCGAGAUGGCAAUAUUUAAGAAAGAACAUCAUUGCAUUUUUAGGAGAAAAAUUAUAACUUUCUAGUUUAGCUGCAGAAAAAAUAAGAUGAGAAGAUUUUUAAUCAGAGAAAACAAAAUCCAUUAGUGAAUAAAUGCUUCUCUAGAUUCAUGGAUUAGUGGAAUAUAUAUACAUACUUAAGGACAUGGUUAAGUUAACCUCUUAGCACUAUAUGGUCAUUGUUAGGUAGGUAACAAAUAUUUUUCUUAAAUGCUAAUAAUGUCCUACUAUAGAGCUCUGAAGUUACUACUUGAACUACAUCUCAACCCAUAAGUUCUAAAAAGUUAAAAUCAUUUUAUCUUAGAAAGGGUGAUAGAGCAAUAUAGUUCUUAAUAUGAUCUUUACAAAAUUCUAACAACAUGGUUUUUUAUUUGCAGUCAAUAUCUCAGAAAGUGGUGUGUAUCUCUAGCUAUUGAUAGAGAUGUUUUGUUUUGAUUUUGAUUUUUUUAAAGAAAAGUUAAGAUUGAUGGUAAGGGUAGGGAAAAGACAACAUAAGAUGAAGGGGCAUUGUGGAAGCCUUGGAGGGGUGACUUCUGCAAGAACUUCUGAUGGCUGCGAGGGCAAUUUGUAAUGGGGUAGGGCCACCUCUGGCUUCCAAAUAAAAGAUUCAAUGAAUCUUA